AUGGCUAAAAGUCCUGUGGUAACAGGAAUUUCCCCGAAAGAAGGGCCACCAGGAACAAGGGUGACAAUCAGAGGGGAACAUUUGGGCAUCAACCCCAACGAUCUAUCGAGUUUAAAAAUAUGCGACUGCGAGUGUAUGCUUUCAGCUGAAUGGAAAUCGCCAAAUAAGAUCAUUGCACGAUCUGGCCCAGGAAAAGGACGUGGUGAUAUAAUUCUAGUCACUAAAUCUGGUGGUGUUGGUACAAGUACUGUUCAGUUUCGUGGUUAUCACGAGACUAUUGGCCCUCUAAAAGAAAGUGCGGUAUGGGUGGAAGAAGCUCCACUUAACUGGGGCCGGCAAAACAGUUCGGUCACCAUAUUUCAAUUAGACGAUCCUUUGGGUUUGUCUGUUGAAGGAGAUGAGAAAUUUCCUGAAAAUGAACUAACUGAAUUAUUUCCGGAUGGUUCUGGCGAUUUACUAUCUGAAAACUUUGAACCUGCAUGGUUUUUACUUGAACACCACCAUGGGACAUCUUUUGAUGAUUUGCGGGUAGGGUUGUCAUAUUUGAAGAGAAAGGUAGAUUCACAAAACGAAGGACAAUUGUCUUUUUUGAAAGAUAAUGUUGGAUCAGUUAUGGAACAAUUAGACACUCUUUUUACUCUAAAACAAAAUUAUGAAGCUGAUUUUGAAAGAAAUAAUGAAACUCUCUUUAGAGUUGAAGAAGCAAUUAACCAAUCUUUAAAGGAGGCAACCCAUUUAUUUCAUGGUGUUUUAACCAGAAGAGAAAAAGCUGAAGCUACUAGAAAUGCAUUGGCUGUUAUGACUAGAUAUAAAUUUUUAUUUCAAUUACCGAUCAACAUUGAUCGUAAUAUUAAAAAUGAAGACGUAGAUGUAAUUAUUAAUGAUUACGCAAGGGCUUUAAAUUUGUUUGGUAAAACUGAAGUUGCGGUUUUCAAGAAAAUAUUAGAGGAAGUUGAAACCAAAAUACUGAAUAUACGAAUUAACCUGAAGUCAAAGCUUCAUCAAAUGCCUACAACUCUUAAACAGCAAAAGAAAAUAAUUAGGAAUUUAGUUGCUCUAAAUGACAAUGGUGAUCCUGGCUGGGAAGCAAUUAUUCAUAUGAAACAAUUUCUAAUUGAUAAAAUAAAAGGUAGUUAUCAACAAUUUAUAACUGAAGAACAAGCAAAUGAAACACCUAAUAAGAACAAUAGACAUCCACAGAAUAAACAUAAAAGAAAUAUUAGUUUGUCUCAACAAAUCGAACCCCAAAACGUUGAGCCUAAAAAAGUAUUAUGCAUUGAUGAAAUAGCUACAGUUAUAUCGGAUUACUUUCCAGACUUGUGGAAACUUGGACAAAAUUACUUUGUUGGUGACCUAGCAGUAAAGCCAGAUUGCAGUCAUGAAAUGGAUUUCAAAGAAAUGAUAUUAGACAUAAUUGUGACUGUGUCUGAUAUAUAUAGAACAAUUAUGUUACCUACCACUACGACUAGUUCAUUUUCACCUGUACCUAUCAUAUGGUUGCCACAUUGCUUAAAACAAAUCCGAUCGGUAUUUACAGUAUUAAUGGCUUUGGAUCUUCCUAACGAAGCUUUAAAUAAGAUAUCCAGUGUUAUAUUUGAUUUAAGGUUACACUGCUUAAAUAUUUUAUUUAAACAAGCUUCAGAACAAAUUAUACAGUUGAAAACUACUGAGACGUGGAAACUGGAUUAUCAUUCAAAACAAGGAACUAUAUCACAAUUGCCAAUUGAUUUCUACAAAAUCAUAAUGGAAGCAAUGAAUUUAGCCAAAGAAUAUGUGAUCCGGGACGAACGUAGAGAAACUGCACUUGUUGAUAAUGAAACUGCAAAAAAUGAAUUACAACUACUGGUUCAUAAAUGUUUUUGGAACUUUUCACAGGUUUUAGAGCAAGUCGGUUUAAACGCAGAUACCAAUUGUUCGUCUACUACAGUUAUGUCCUUGAGUGGAUCUUCAGUUACAGGUUUUAAAUUACACAAUGAUCUGAUGUGGGAACAAAAACUUUUAAUAACAAUAAGUAACAGUCAGUAUACAAGAAACGUCAUGCUACUUAAAUUCAAAAAAGAAUUUGAAGACAACGGUUUUCCAACCAUUGAUGUUGUUGUAGCUCGAGCUGUUGAAUUACUUGAAAACACUGAAAGUAAAUUGCUCGAAACAUAUAUAGAAACCAAAAGCGAUCCUUUAGUUGGGACAAUAGAACCAUCAAUGUAUGUGGGCAGCUUUGAAUGGGACUCUCCCUCACUUUUAGAUCUAAGAGAGGUCAGACCUUAUGCCAAAGAAAUUAUUACCAAUUUGAUUGCAUUACAUUCUGAGGUUCAAACAAUCAUGCCGGAUUUAAUGUAUGCUGUAUUAUCAGAAAUUGUGGUCACUAUAUCAGAAGAAAUGUCACGUCUCAUGAAUUGUGUAACACAUUUUAGCGAAAAUGGAGCCAUGCAAGCUAGAUUGGAUUUGAUGGCAUUGACGUUCACAUUAUCUAAUUACUUUACACCGAAUUCAAAGGAUUUUUUUUGUGAUGCUACAAAUGCAGUUCCUCCAUUAAAAUCAGAGGAUAAUGAAAAGUAUGUUUUGAAAUGUUUUGAGCAGUUUAAGACCCGUAUGCAUUUACAGAUCAUGUGUUUUUUAACACCUUGCCCAAACGAUAUUGAAACUAGUAUUAUAUAA
Macrosiphum euphorbiae (potato aphid) is the source of this 2655-nucleotide messenger RNA. Lineage: Eukaryota; Metazoa; Arthropoda; Insecta; Hemiptera; Aphididae. The record is from the annotation of a GenBank genome assembly.